AUGAAGAAAACGUCGAGAAGUCUGUCACUUUUUGAUAUACGGCUAGAAGGCACUGACCAUGAUGUGAUAGUGGUUAAGGGAACGGUUGAUGAAGCGCCCUCAGUUCUACUGAGCGGAUCCGUAGUUCUUUCAGUGAGAGAACCCAUUUAUGCCAAAAAGAUUUCUUUGACCUUGUAUGGUGUGAUUAAGCUAAAUGUCACUACUAUGGUACAAGGUCCUAGGGGACCUGCUCCAAGAAAUGUGAAGUACGAUAGACGGUUCUACGAGCUAUCCCUUGACGAUAUAGAUCUUCAUCCUCAUCUAGUGGAUGGAUCGACUGUCAAGAAGCCAUUGAGUAGAACUAAUUCGUCAUCCAGUUUAGGUGGCCUUGCAUCGCUAAGUACCACAUCAUUGAAGAAUUUCGCAUCAUCUGCUAGCCAUGCAAGUGUUUUACCCGAAGGUAACUAUGUAUUCCCAUUCAGUACCAUAUUACCGGGCUCUCUUACCGAAAGUGUCGAGGGUUUGCCCAAUGCUACAGUAUUUUAUAAACUGCAAGCAACUUUGGAAAGGGGUAAAUUUGCAUCAGAUAUAUCUACGAAGAAACAUGUUAGAGUGGUAAGAACCUUAACACCAGAUGCUCUAGAAUUAUUCGAAACUGUGGCUGUUGAUAAUACUUGGCCGCAGAAAGUGGAUUAUUCCAUUUCGGUACCCUCAAAAGCUAUCGCGAUUGGUUCAUCUACGCCUAUUAAUAUCAUGGUCGUACCGCUUCUCAAGGGGUUAAAGCUCGGUCCAAUCAAAAUAUCUCUAGUGGAGUAUUCAUCAUACUCCGCGCCAUAUAGUAAUCCUAACGGUGCUGAUAGAACGAUCUUGAAAGUUAAAAUACAGGACCCAUUACAUCAUAUAAAUAAUGGAGAAUACGAUGCAACAAAUACCACUGAAUUUGAUUUCCAGGACAAAUGGGAAAUCAACACCUCAGUCAGGAUACCACCAAAUCUCUCGAAAUGUGUUCAAGACUGCUUAAUCUUAACUAAUAUUAAAGUUCGUCACAAAUUGAAGUUCGUGAUAGCAUUAGUCAAUCCUGAUGGUCACAUUUCCGAAUUACGCGCAUCAUUACCCGUGCAACUAUUCAUCUCACCAUUUGUUACAGUGGCCGUAAGAAAUGCGGAUAAUGUCGACACCAAUACCAGUAACUCUGGGAAUAACACGGAUAAUGAAGCCCUCGAGAAAGAUGAUUUGAUGUUUGCUCACUCUAAUUCGGAGGUAAAUUUAAAUUCAGUGGAUAUCGCAUUGAACAACGAUGCAUCUGCUGGUCCCAAUACAUCGUUAUUUGCACCUCCAAAUUAUGGUAACCACGUAUACGACAGAUUAUGGAACAAUAUAAUGGUCGAAGAUACCCCAGUUAAUUCUGGUACUCAAUCUCCUGCGGAGUUCAACCAACCACCGACACUUUCUCAUUCAAGUGAUGUAAGUGAGCUACAGCGAAGCCUCCAACAGCUCAGACUUGAACGGGAGAUGGAAGAGCCGGAUGGUAGUGGAUUGAAUCUUGACACACAAGUUCCUAGUAGGUCAGCUUUAGCGACACCACUUUCAUUGCAAGACGUACCCUCUCAGUUACGGGUAAACGAUUAUUUUACACUGAACUCCUCGAAUCGUAACAACCACAGCGUUCUCAACGUGCCGUCACAUUUAAGAUCGCCGUCCCAGAUGGACUCCCCUGGCUUUGAUUACUUAUCCAGAGCGAAUUCGUUUGAAUUCAAGGCGGGAUCUCCUUCUAGGAAUGAUUGGGAAAUAUCUAGUUUAAGCAGAGUACCGUCUUACGACAAUGCAAUGAAAACUGCAUCUACUAUGGGAGAAUUGCCACCAGCGUACCCUAGUGACGGGGAUGCACUAAAUGGUGGUAGCACAACCUUUUCUGUGGGAUCUCUUGAAAGACCCAAAGAAUUGCAUCAUAGGUGCCAGCCAGAGAUGCACCACUGUGCACAUUCAAAAAUCUCACCAUCGAUGUUGAUCAACCAAAGUAAUCAGUCUUCAAACUCAUUGACCCACAUGUAUGCAGAUCACCAUGAGAGAGAAUUAGAGGAUUCUCAAACAACCAAGCACGCUGGACGACCUUUCCUUGCGAAAUCGACUUCAACGAGCGCAUUGAAAAAUACUGCAUCAAAGCAUUUUGGGUUUAGUAUGACGCCGCUGUCUCACAUAGCAAGGUCUGCUACUCCACCUGCAAAAUUCUCCCCACUUUCAAAUUCGUCAAAUGGAAUUCAGACGCCGAAAGCUGUCUCAAACAGAAAUAAAGUGACUUCUGGAUCGAAUAAACAUCAGUCCUUUGGCAGUUUUACAGGUAUCCUCCAUAAGAAGGAUAUAGAUAAUGAACAGUAA
Messenger RNA from Kluyveromyces lactis, 2355 nucleotides. RefSeq names its product Rog3p (gene ROG3). Gene Ontology annotation, cellular component: cytosol; plasma membrane; cytoplasm. Gene Ontology annotation, biological process: ubiquitin-dependent endocytosis. The record is from RefSeq and is a predicted model, not a curated record. The coding region runs from base 1 to 2355 and encodes 784 amino acids. The transcript has a single exon. Lineage: Eukaryota; Fungi; Ascomycota; Saccharomycetes; Saccharomycetales; Saccharomycetaceae. Gene Ontology annotation, molecular function: protein-macromolecule adaptor activity; ubiquitin protein ligase binding.